This is a messenger RNA of Colossoma macropomum (tambaqui), 7222 nucleotides long. RefSeq names its product adenylate cyclase 6a (gene adcy6a). The record is from RefSeq and is a predicted model, not a curated record. Gene Ontology annotation, molecular function: adenylate cyclase activity. The transcript has 24 exons. NCBI's taxonomy places the organism in Eukaryota, Metazoa, Chordata, Actinopteri, Characiformes, Serrasalmidae. Bases 1015 to 4602 code for a protein of 1195 amino acids. Gene Ontology annotation, biological process: adenylate cyclase-inhibiting G protein-coupled receptor signaling pathway; adenylate cyclase-activating G protein-coupled receptor signaling pathway; cAMP biosynthetic process. Gene Ontology annotation, cellular component: plasma membrane.
CUCUCUCUCUCUCUCUCUCUCUCUCUCUCUGCUCAAUGUUAUCGAUAAAGCGCUGAAAUUAUAUAACUGGACGCUCUAACUCGUCCAUACGCUCGUAUGCGGACACUGCCGGGCUAUAUGAGCUCACAGCUCGGUCUCCGUCAGUUGGGCCUUCGCGUUUCUCCCGCUGCAGAACCGGACGUCGAACAAACGCAGCGAGGGUUUGAUGAUCGGCAGUAAUGGCGAGCGGACGCCGCGCUGCCAGUGGCCUGUGCGCGUUAUGUAACGGCGCCGGCUGCUCGAAUCGCUGUGGCCCGGAGGAGCGAUACAGGCUGCAGGACGGAAGAUGCCACAAGCACGUAGCUCAUCCCUCCGUGUCCUCCUCCACUGCUUCUCUCCCAGGUUCUGUGUCUGCUGUGAGGCCAAAAGCCACGACACACGCUUAGAAGCGCCGUUAUCAGCCCAGCACAGCGAACGCGAGCCCGUCCUUGUGUUGUUCGUGCUGGUGAAGCAGCGACAGCCACCAGGAGGAAGUUCCGUUUUUCGCCUCAGUUCAAAGCAGCAGGUUUUCUGAUCAGGUUUAUAAGCUGGGAGGCGAAUUUCAGAACCUGCUUUUUAUCGUUUGGUGCCGGUUGUUCAGCUAAUAUCAGAUAAAGGGACACUCCGGCCAAAAUGAAAAAUCUAAUGAUUGCUUCGUCUUCUACAGUGGUGCCGCGGCUGUUUCUGGGUGGAGAUUUUCCCGUUUAAAAACUGGGAAAAACACCUGUAUUCAUGAAUCUCUAAGGUGGGAGGAACUUUUGAAACACUACAGCAGGUGUGGGGCGCUUCUGUAAGACCAAGACGACACAAAGAUCCAUGUGAACUAAAUGACAGUCCAUCCAACCCAGAACCAUCAAAUUCAGCGGUCCAGUCAGCAGUAACGACAAGUGCCCUUUCCGAAAUCCCUAAUCCGUCCGUUUCAGCUCACCCAGUGACAUAAAUGAGUGACCCAGCAGGAGAGGUCAGGGCUGGGGUGCACACCAGAACCCACACAGAAUGUCCUGGUUCAACGGCUUCCUAGUAGCCAGAGUGGACGACCGCAAGACUGCGUGGGGCGAGCGCAAUGGCAAGAAGUCCAAGCGCAAGGGUGGCUCAUCGCUCUGCAACCCGCGCUACAUGAGCUGCCUGCGGGACGCAGAGGCCAUGGAGCCCCCUCCGCAGCCGGCCCACCUGCAGCCCCAGUGGGCCAUGGCUGGAAGCGGAGGAGGAGGUGGCAACUUCGGCAUGCGCUGCGGUUGGCAGGAGGACCACUACGGGAAGCGGGGGGGUGGGGGAGAGAGUGUGGGGCUCAAAUCUGUGGACCUGGGCUUCGAAGACGGUGAUGCUAAAGGCCAGAAAGGCGAGGGUCUGGGGCGCAACAGCUCAGCGGACGACCUCGCCGGUGGCGGCUCGCUGACGGCAACUGACUGCUGGCAGCGUGUUGUUCGCGUCUUCCAGUCCAAGAAAUUCCAGUCGCACAAGCUGGAGCGCCUCUACCAGCGCUAUUUCUUCAGACUCAACCAGAGCUCGCUGACCAUGCUGAUGGGUGUGCUGGUCAUCGUUUGUGGCGUCAUGCUCACCUUUCACUGUGUACAUGCGCCACCUGACGUCGCCUACGCCUCAGUGCUCUCUGUGGCCAUGGCCCUCUUCCUGGCCCUCAUGGUGGUCUGCAACCGCAACGGCUUCCACCAGGACUACAUGUGGAUGGUCAGCUACUUGGUGAUCGGAGUGCUGAUCGCCGUGCAGGUCUUCGGGGUGCUGAUGGUGGCCCCCCGGAGUGCCUCCGAAGGCAUCUGGUGGUCCGUCUUCUUCAUCUACAUCAUCUACACGCUGCUGCCAGUGCGCAUGCGGGCGGCUGUGCUGAGCGGAGGGGUGCUUUCUUGCAUACAUCUCCUCACGACAUGGAGGAUCAACCAGGAGGAUGAGUUCCUCUGGAAACAGCUAAGUGCGAACGUGCUGAUCUUCCUGUGCACCAACAUCAUUGGGAUCUGCACACACUACCCGGCAGAGGUCUCCCAGAGACAGGCCUUCCAGGAGACGCGAGGCUACAUUCAGGCCAGGCUUCACCUGCAGAGGGAGAACCAGCAGCAGGAACGCCUGUUGCUGUCUGUGUUGCCAAGGCAUGUUGCCAUGGAGAUGAAGGCUGACAUCAACGCUAAGAAAGAAGACAUGAUGUUCCACAAGAUCUACAUCCAGAAGCACGACAACGUCAGUAUUCUGUUCGCAGACAUUGAGGGUUUCACCAGCCUGGCGUCUCAGUGCACAGCUCAGGAGCUGGUGAUGACUCUAAAUGAAUUGUUUGCCCGUUUUGACAAAUUAGCCUCGGAAAACCACUGCUUGCGGAUUAAGAUCCUGGGGGACUGCUACUACUGUGUGUCUGGCCUGCCAGAGCCCAGAGCGGACCAUGCUCACUGCUGUGUUGAGAUGGGAGUGGACAUGAUCGAGGCCAUCUCGCUUGUGCGAGAGGUUACAGGGGUGAAUGUAAACAUGCGGGUGGGCAUCCACAGCGGCCGUGUGCACUGCGGAGUUCUGGGACUGAGGAAGUGGCAGUUUGACGUGUGGUCUAAUGACGUCACCCUGGCCAAUCACAUGGAGGCUGGAGGAAAAGCAGGGAGGAUCCACAUUACCAAAGCUACCCUGCAGUACCUGAAUGGGGACUACGAGGUGGAGCCAGGUUUUGGAGGGGAGCGAAACGCCUACCUUAAAGAGAACAGUAUCGAGACGUUCCUGGUGCUGGGCUGCAGUCAGAAACGGAAAGAGGAGAAGGCGAUGAUGGCAAAAAUGCAGCGUGCACGUGCAAACUCCAACGAGGCCCUGAUGCCUCGCUGGGUGCCUGACCGAUCCUUCUCCAGGACCAAGGACUCCAAAGUCUUCCGACAGAUGGGUAUUGAUGAAACGUCCAGUAAAGACAACCGUGGCGCACAGGAGACCAUGAACCCGGAGGAUGAGGUUGACGAGUUUUUGGGCCGAGCCAUUGACGCGCGGAGUAUCGACCAGCUGCGUAAGGAUCACGUGAAGAAAUUCCUUCUCACCUUCCAGACCUCCAGCCUGGAGAAAAAGUAUGCGAAGAAGGUGGACGAUCGCUUUGGAGGUUAUGUGGCCUGUACGCUGCUGGUCUUUUGUUUCAUCUCCUUCAUUCAGAUUGUCAUCUUCCCUCAUACGCCAGUUAUGUUGGGUAUUUACAUCAGUAUCUUCAUCAUCCUCGCCAACAUCCUCUUCAUCUGUGCCAUUUACUCUUGUGUAAAGCUCUUCCCUGCUGCCAUGCAAACUGUGUCCAAGAAGAUUGUUCAGUCUCGCACCAACAGCACCCUGGUGGGCGUCUUCACCAUCAUCCUUGUCUUCAUCUCUGCCUUUGUCAAUAUGUUUGCAUGUGACACAGAGAAGCUUGUGGACUGUGUAGCUACUCAGCUGAACUCCUCAACAGACAUGGUGACUCCCUGUAUUAUCUACAACCUCUCUCGCUCUGCUGAAGAUGGCCUGGACAUUUGCCCCAGUGACACACCCUCAUGCCCCUUCCCCGAAUAUUUCAGCUACAGUGUGCUCCUGACCCUGCUGGCCUGCUCAGUGUUCCUGCAGAUCAGUAGUAUAGGAAAGCUGGCUCUCAUGCUGCUUAUCCAACUCACCUACCUGCUGCUCGUGGAGUGGCCAGAGGUGGCGCUGUUUGACAACGCUGACCUCUUCGUCACCUCCAAUGCCCUAAUUUUCAAUGAAACUGAGGGGUUGAAUCUCAAUGAAACUACCAACCAGUGUCCUUACAGUGUGACCAAAGUGUCCCUAAAGGUCAUGACCCCAGUGAUCCUCACAGUGUUUGUGCUGGCGCUGUAUCUCCAUGCCCAGCAGGUGGAGUCCACAGCGCGUCUCGACUUUCUCUGGAAGCUCCAGGCCACAGAGGAGAAAGAGGAAAUGGAGGAGUUGCAGGCAUAUAACCGCCGCCUCCUCCAUAACAUCCUGCCCAAAGACGUGGCAGCCCACUUUCUGGCCCGCGAACGCAGGAACGACGAGCUCUACUACCAGUCGUGCGAGUGUGUGGCUGUCAUGUUUGCCUCCAUCAGCAACUUCUCUGAGUUCUAUGUGGAGCUUGAGGCCAACAACGAAGGCGUGGAGUGCCUGAGACUUCUCAAUGAAAUUAUUGCUGACUUUGAUGAGAUCAUCAGUGAAGAGAAAUACAGGCAGCUGGAAAAGAUUAAGACCAUAGGCAGCACCUACAUGGCAGCUUCAGGCCUGAACGAUUCCACCUAUGACAAAGAGGGCCGCACUCAUAUCACAGCGCUUGCGGACUACGCCAUGAGGCUCCGCGAGCAGAUGAAAUACAUUAACGAGCACUCCUUCAACAACUUCCAGAUGAAGAUUGGACUAAACAUUGGGCCAGUAGUAGCUGGGGUUAUUGGAGCCAGGAAGCCCCAGUACGACAUCUGGGGAAACACAGUAAAUGUGGCCAGUCGCAUGGACAGCACGGGGGUACCAGAUCGCAUUCAGGUAACCACGGACCUGCACCAAGUGUUAGCAAGCAAAGGGUACCAGUUGGAGUGCCGUGGCGUCAUAAAAGUCAAAGGCAAGGGGGAGAUGACCACAUACUUCCUGAAUGAUGGACCGCCCAGCAGUUAGCAGCGUGUUAGCAUUCCUCUGAAUCCCAUACGUCUCCAGAAACAUCGUGGAGGAAGGUUGCGCAAGACAAACUGAAGUCAAACAAGUAGCCAUGUCAUCACUUGAAGGAAAAAAAUUGCAUACGUACAAAAAUAUGAACAGAAAGAAAAUAUAAACUCCGGGAUAGGGAGUUGUCAUGCAGCAGUGACAUGUUUGGCUGUACACUCUGAAGGACGAUUGUUUCUGUCUUUAAGCCUCUUUCUCAGGCUACUUGAAAGAUGCAAAGUCUGUUUAUUUAACAAAGGCCUUUUGUCGCCGAAGAAAAACGCUGUACAUAAGGCAUUUUCUCCUAUUUUUUUCCUCUGUUAUUUUAUUUCAGGAGAAUAUAAAUGCAGGUACUUAUGUUUUUGUUUCAGAUUAGGUUAUUUAUUUUAAUUUUGAUGUUUUGUGCAAAAAGUCCUUUAUGAGAAACAAUGUGAAACAUGCAUACACAUCUAUACCGUACAGAAGCAUGUACGUCUGUAUAUUUGUGUGUGUACAAAUUACAGUAUGUGUAUAAAUAUCGAAGAGAAAUAUUGACCAAAGACCAAAGUAUUUAAUAGAAAAGGUUCUCAUGAAGACAACGUUUUGAAUAUUGUCUAAUGCUCUUAAGGCCUCUCCCCUUUUUUGUUCCAGUUUUGAGAGUGAAGCCCGGGAUAAUUCGAUCAACAUAAGUGACACAAAAGUCAUUUAAGUCUUGGAAUUUUAGCUUCUUGUCGAGAUGAAGGAUUGAGCGGAAUCGACCAGAAGGCCCGACUUUUAGAAUAACCGCAUUAGAUCCCAUGGAUGGAAAGUUAAAGGCGGUGUCUCAUUCUGUAUGGAACAUGAUCACGCCUGGGCUUACAACAUGUCCGCCAGAGAGACCGCAGUUUUGUUUCCUUCGUUCCAUCAGCCGUCUCUUCUUUUUCAAAGAAGUAUUUUUUGGUACAAAACAAAAUAAAAAGGAAAAAAAGUUUGUUUUGUUUUUGUUGGUUUUUGUUUUUUUGGAGGCAUUGGGGGAAAGCCACGGCAUUGGAUACCACGGUACCAGACAGUUUACUGAGUUCCAAUUCACAACAGAGAGACUUUUGCUUUUUUUUUUAAAGAGAGAGAGAGAGAGAGAAAUAUAUCUAUAAAUUAUGACUGAAUACUGUGCUUUGUAAUCUCGAAGGGGCAUAACUCUUUUCACUGUGAGGUUUCUAUGAUAUGACAAACUGCUUUUCUUGCCAAACCUAACUGCUCUAAAGCAUGUCUGAUUGUGGUAUCUUCUCGACAAAUUCUUUUCUGUUUGUUUCUCUGAAGUUUUAAUGUUGGGUAUUUUGUAUCACCUGUGUAUUCAUCAUUUUUAUUAUUCCUAUUAUGGUUGUUAUUAAUAUGCAUUUGAUUAUGAUUCCAUUCCAACUUAGGAGAAGGAACAAGGCAUGAACAAGCUGUUUGGGAUGGAUGUUUGAGUGUAUUGGUACUAAAUGGGUCAGCUGUGGUCAGUGAUGUAGGGUCAGCUGAACAGUAUUUGCUUUGUUUAUUCCUCGAAUGCCCUUUUGAAAAAAGUCAUUCUAUGAGGAUGAGAUUUGUCAGUCAUGCAAGAAACGUGAGUUUGGUGUUCCUUAUUCUGUCUGUAGGAUUGCAGAAUUAUGUCGCUGUCGUAACAAAACCAUUUAUCUCUGAAACGGAAACUUUGGAGGCGAAGGAAAAAAAAGGUUUGUAACUUUUAAUGUAUGUUAAUGUAACAAGAGUUUAUUCAGAGUUACUUUUCUGUUUGUUCAUUCAUAAUGAAGUGUUCACACAAUUUAAAGGGCAGCUGGUGUUUUCAAAUUGUGUAGAAAAUAUAGAAAUUCCGAAGGUUUUGAUACGACAGCGAUGACAUGUAAAUGAAAGGCUUCAUGCCUUUGCAGGCCAGUUGGCAGCUGCGCCAUCCAACUGAUCUAACAGACGUGAAAAACCCUCCACUGCAUGUGUGCAGUACGCAGUAGAGUGCAGUUGCCUUAAUUGAACAAAACUUAAGUGUAUAUUAACAGUGCCUCUCUGUCUCAUGUGGUCCACAUUACAAAAAACAUCUGAGGCUCCUGAACAGUCCUCGUAGCUUCAUCAUUGAAAAUGUCAUUUCCAUCAUUCCGACUACUUAUUUCCAGAUAUUAACUUGCAUGGUAACAGCCCAAGCCGUGUCUUUCUCCUGCUGAGUAUUCCUUACUUGCUUAAAAAAUUGCCAUGGUAGUAGCACUGGUUCAUUGCAUAUGUCAGUUGAUCACAUUUGUAACCAAAAGCAGUUGCAGUUUUUUUUCCUUUGAUUUGGUCCCUCCAGUUUAUGUAAUGAAGGAGUCAAGGAUGCAGGAUGAAGGCUCAAUGGGAGGGAAAGGGCAUAGUGUUGGAUCAGUUGUGGGCAGGUAAAAUGUAUUUUAAAGAAGUAUUUUAGUACUACUGACUCUCACACUGGGGCCUGUGUGAUCAGGCUGAACGACUCCUGAUCGCUCCUUUUAUUUCUGUACACUUUAGUUUGAUUUUCUGUUUUCUUUUAGUCAAAAGACUAGAGAAGGGACUAGCUUUUCAACAUGCAAUGGAAAGAUAAAUAUAGAAAUAACUUUUCCCCUCCUACAAAAUAAAGAAUAAUGUCUGUUUCGAUUGUUUU